Molecule: messenger RNA, 2110 nt
Organism: Leptopilina boulardi
Lineage: Eukaryota; Metazoa; Arthropoda; Insecta; Hymenoptera; Figitidae
Product: putative fatty acyl-CoA reductase CG5065
Exons: 9
Coding region: 203-1756 (517 amino acids)
Biological process (GO): long-chain fatty-acyl-CoA metabolic process
Cellular component (GO): peroxisome
Molecular function (GO): alcohol-forming very long-chain fatty acyl-CoA reductase (NADP+) activity
Source: RefSeq, a predicted model, not a curated record
CAGUCUGCAACGGACUCACCAACCUAACGUGUCGAGUUGAGCUGGCUGCAAAUUAUAGUGUUUAACGCCUAACGAAAAAAAAAGAAAAAAAACAAUCGUAUACGGUCGCUUGGACGCGUCACAUUUUUUUCGGCCAGUGUUCCAAGGGAGGAUCCAAUAUUCUCCUUAAAAUUAAUCCAGAUCAGCAAUUCGUUUGAAAAUCAUGACGGAAGUGAAAAUAGAGGAGUGGCCAGAUAGAAUAGCUGAAGUAUUCAAAGGUCGUGAAAUUUUACUCACAGGAGGCACUGGAUUUUUAGGAAAAGUUAUAAUUGAGAAAUUUUUGAGAUGCCUGCCAGAAAUUGAACAAAUUUAUCUUCUUGUCAGGCCAAAAAAGGGAAAAGAUCCAAAACAUCGACUGGAUGAUAUAUUUAAUUCUGCUCUUUUUGAAAAAGUCAAAGCACAACGAGGAAUUGAAUCUCUGAAAAAGUCCGUAACCGUAAUUAGCGGUGAUGUAUCGUUACCAGGAUUGGGAAUAUCAGCAGAGGACAGAAAAUUGAUAUGUGAAAAUGUCAGCAUUGUUUAUCAUGGAGCGGCCACAGUCAGGUUUGAUGAACUACUUAAAAGAGCUGUUUUGCUCAAUACUCGUGGGACAAAACAAAUGUUAGACCUGGCUAAAGAAAUGAAAAAUUUAAUUUAUUUUGCACACAUCAGCACUGCCUAUUGUCAUCUCGAAGAGAAGCUUCUUGGCGAAAAACCAUAUCCACCACCUUCGAAUCCACAUAAAAUUAUCAAAUGUGUAGAAUGGAUGGACGAUGAUGUUGUAGAGGCAAUGACUGAUAAAAUUUUGGGAAAUUUACCAAAUACUUAUGCAUUCACAAAAGCCUUGUCCGAAGGUCUUGUCGAAGAAGCAAUGCCACAUAUUCCAGCAGUUAUUUUGCGACCAAGUAUAGUGAUUCCAGUUUGGAAGGAGCCUGUGCCAGGUUGGACGGAUAAUAUUAAUGGACCAACAGGACUUUUAAUAGGAGCUGGAAAGGGAGUUAUCAGAACGAUGUAUUGUAAUGAAAAUGGUUACGCUGAUUAUUUACCAGUUGAUAUUGCAGUUAAUGCAAUAUUAACAGCUUCUUGGAAUUAUAUUUACUGCAAAGAACAUCAUAAAAGAGUUUAUAAUCUCACUAGUAGCAGUGAUUUUAAGGUAACAUGGGCGGAAAUUAUAGAACGAGGUCGUCGAAUUACGGAAAAAGUUCCUCUCAAUGGCGUUGUCUGGUAUCCUGGUGGUAGUAUGAAAAAAAGCCGUCUCAUGCACAAUAUUAGUGUUCUUUUCUUUCACAUGAUUCCUGCCUACAUAAUUGAUGCCCUUAUAUUUCUCGCCGGACACAAACCAAUAAUGUGCAGAGUACAUCGACGCAUUCAAAAAGGUUUUGAAGUUUUUGAAUAUUACGCCAAUAAUCAAUGGGAUUUUGUAAAUACAAAUAUUGCAGAAAUUAGAGAUAAAUUAAAUCCACGUGAAAAAAUGUUGUAUCAAAUUCACGGUGAUGAUUUGGAUUUGGAUGCUUAUUUUGAAGCUUGCAUAAGAGCUGCAAGAGUUUAUAUUCUAAAUGAACCGCCAGAAACACUGCCUUCUGCUCGUAGACAUAUGAAAGUAAUGUACUGGGUGGACGUGAUCACGAAAAUCCUCUUCUUCGUCUUGCUCAUUUACAUGUUCGCAUGUUGGAGCGAAAGUUUUCGAGAAUUACUAGCUCGAGGCUGGGAAUUAGUCACUCGACAACUAACAUCUUAAUUUAUAAUUUUUUUUUUUUUUUAGACCAUAACUUAUAUACUUUUGUACUUUCGACCAAUUUUUAGGUCAUUGAAAAUCGACUGCAAAACAUUUCACAGAUACAUAAAAAGUUAUUUACAUUUCAUUAUAAAAAUAAUUUUUUUUUAUACUUAUUAAAAAUCAUGCAUACUUUUAUUUAAAUUCUAGAAGAUAAAGACAAAAAUUAUUUAACAAAAAAAAAUUAGCUAAUACGAAAAUAUGUACUCUACUUUGUAAUAAAAUUUUUUUUAACAAAAAAAAUGGAACUACAAAAAUGGAAAAUUUAACCUUCGAGAAUUUAAAAUUGUAAUUGAUAAUAAAGGGACUAUAAAUUUC